GAUAGUAAAUUCUGUCAUGGAGAGGCAACAGUGACGCUGAAGUUUAGUGCCUGGAAUUUAUAUUGAGUCGUUUUACUCUUUGAUGAGAGAGAGGUAAAAAGAUAAGGACAUAUUACAGCGACAGAUUGAUAGUGAAAUAAGAGCUCGAGUUUCUGAACAAGGGUGAAAGGACAGCCACUGGUAAUACAGUGUAAAUAACAGGAAUUGGUGAUAUCGCUGUGAGAAUUUUGACGACUAGACCAUAAACCUGACAUCAAAGAAGGCUUUAUUAGGCUCAUCAGAUAACCACUAUGAAUUCCUGUCCCUUUUUUGGUGUCAAUCGCCUUCUCGUCUUGUUGAUGCUGGCGCUCCUUGUCUAUAGGCUGGAGGCGUCCUCGGUCCCCUCUCGGCCCCCGCUCACCGUCGGCAGCGCGGAGGCAGAUUACCGGACGGAGACAGACGACGAGGCGUUCCUCACAACCGCCCCUCCGCCCAUAGGUCCUCCGCCCACAGGUCCUCCGCCCACAGGUCCUCCGCCCACAGGUCCUCCGCCCACUCUCCAUACAACGGCAUACCCUGUGACUACGGAGGCCGCUGUUGACGAGGGUUCGUGGGGCGACCUGGUGGUGGCCUUGGCGCGGCUGGUGGCGCCCUAUCUCAUGUACGUGGUGCCGGGACUGAGGCUGGACUGGGAGGGCGCCAUCGGCUCCGUCAGGUCGGCCAUGUCGAGUGUGGACGCCGCUAAGUCACCCGUUAUGGCGGCGGCGGUCGGCAUCGCCACGCUCGCCUCGCCUGUACUUCUCCAGGUGACACGGACGCUGGUGGGUUCCCUUGUGACUCUCGUCGACAACUCGCUCUUCGUGACGACCGGCCACGGCCUCGCACGCAGGGCAGUAGAUGAUGACCUUCUCGAUGACCUGAUGGAAGUGCUCGUGUCGACGGUGCGCGAGAUGACCAGUCAGCUCGGUCUUCCGCCCUGAAUAUUGUAUUUUUUGGGUUUUUUUUAUUGUUUUUUUUUGUUGUUGUUUUGUAGUUAUUUUUAUAUGUUCAUGUGGUUUUACUCUUUUUUUUUCUUCAUUUGUUUAUCUAUUUGUAUUUCUCUGUAUUUCAGUUUUGUUUUUUCGAAAGGGAUGGAUUGUAUAUUUUUUCGGUGAAUUGUAUUUAAAAGGACAUAUAUUGUAUGUAUAUAUUUUUUUUAUUGAUUCAAUGUGUUUUUAAAGAUGAAUUAUUGUACAUAUAUUUGUAGGAGUUUUUUUUUUUUUUUUUAUUAUUAUUAUUAUUAUUAUUAUUAUUAUUAUUAUUAUUAUUAUUAUUAUUAUUAUUAUUAUUAUUAUUAUUGGAUUAGGAUUAAAAUCAGUAAGAUAUUUUGUGGUGAAGUAUUAUAUAUUUUUGAAGGUUAAUUAAAUAUCUUUUAGUUGGAUUAGGAAAAGGGCAGUGUGCAAGCUUUAACAUUUACUCGUCAAAUAAAUAAAUAUACGUGAAUAUUUAUCUAGUGUGAUUCAUCCAUAUCAGUUAAAAACUUAUCAAUGUCGGUUUUGCAUUUGCGAAACUGCAUGCCAGACACGCCAUUUCGUUGUGUGUUUAUCGGCUUCGAAGAUUUAUCUAUAUUGUCAUAAAAAAAAUCUAAUCGUAGCUAUUGGCAUUGUCUUUAUUGCGCUCAUUAUCAUUUCCUG
Molecule: messenger RNA, 1652 nt
Organism: Penaeus chinensis
Lineage: Eukaryota; Metazoa; Arthropoda; Malacostraca; Decapoda; Penaeidae
Exons: 5
Coding region: 291-959 (222 amino acids)
Source: RefSeq, a predicted model, not a curated record